AUGAGAGAUUAAGCAGCAAUAGGCAGAGUAAUGAGUUUUAAUAGAAAGCAAGGAUUGAAGCAUUUUAAAGAUCUACCUCAUAAUAGUCGCUUAAUAGAUAACACAAUAGGAUCUUGCAUUGAGAUAGCAGGAACUACUGUAGAAACAAAAUCAGGAUCAGAUACUCCAUAAGCCAAUGGAGGAAAGAAAAAUGAAUUGAUCUAAUAAUACGAAUAUAACUAAUACAUAUCCUAAGAUAUUGAAAAUGAAAAGAAAUUAAUCUAGGUAUCAAAAGAAAACAAAGAUAAGCCAAUAAAAAUUGGUUUUGCAGGAGCAUCUUUCUUUGUAUUGCUUGGUUUCUACUUAUUUUUCUACAAGUAUUUCGACUGUUCUUCGGAGUUCAAAGGUGGACCGGAAGUCUAUAUCAAGGAUUAAUGUUUCAAGUCUAAAUAUGCUUUUUACGAAAAUAAAGUGAUGGAGAAUGAUGAUAUUAGUUCAAUCUGCUAAAAAAUAUUUUCAGAUGUUUACAAUAGUUUUGACAAUAUCUGUGAGUCAAAACUGAUGAGACUUAUGCGACUGGCUUUAUAUUCUAAACUUAUUGCCUUAACUUUUUCUGAGACUGACUUAUACAUUGGCUAUCGAACCUUUUACAAAAAGUAUGUGAUCUUUAUUAGUGAAGCUUUGGAAUAUACAAUUUAUGAUUUAAUCACUUUUGCUAUAUACUUAUUGAUAUUUUUUUGA
Messenger RNA from Stylonychia lemnae, 720 nucleotides. The record is from the annotation of a GenBank genome assembly. Lineage: Eukaryota; Ciliophora; Spirotrichea; Sporadotrichida; Oxytrichidae.